Racocetra persica is the source of this 386-nucleotide messenger RNA. Lineage: Eukaryota; Fungi; Glomeromycota; Glomeromycetes; Diversisporales; Gigasporaceae. The record is from the annotation of a GenBank genome assembly.
AUAUAAGUGAAGUAGUAGAUGAUGAAAUAGUAAAUGAUGAAAUAAUUAAUAAUGAGGUAUUAGACAAGAUAUUAGAAAAUAAAAUAUUAGAAGAUGAUAUAUUGAAUAAUAAAAUAUUAGAUAGUAAUAAUUUAUUUAAUAUAAAAUUAGAUAAUAAACAAGAAGAAAAAGAAUCAUUAAAAAAUAGUUUGACAGAAGAUAUAGAUAUUCAUACUAAACAAAAUAAUAAAAGUCAAAAUUUACAAGAUAUUUUAUCAAAAAUAUUUGUAAAUACUGCAUUAGAAUACUACGAUAAAAUAGAAAAAGCUUAUUAUUUAGCAAAUUUUCUUCCUGUAUAUUUUAAUUAUAGUUCAUUAGAAUAUAUAAUAUCUAUACCUAAAGAUUAA